This is a messenger RNA of Quercus lobata, 3046 nucleotides long. Its product is annotated as protein NLP2-like. NCBI's taxonomy places the organism in Eukaryota, Viridiplantae, Streptophyta, Magnoliopsida, Fagales, Fagaceae. The record is from RefSeq and is a predicted model, not a curated record. Gene Ontology annotation, molecular function: DNA-binding transcription factor activity; protein binding. The transcript is spliced from 5 exons. The coding region runs from base 294 to 2885 and encodes 863 amino acids.
CCUGCGUACGCUGGUGUGUGUGUGAGUGGGGUCAUCCUGUUGGAAACACCAUAGCCCCACUAAUAUCACAUUUCUAAACAGUGUGUGAAGCCGUUGUAUUAGAUAGAGUAAUAAUUAUCAUACAGUGUGUACACUUAACGCUAAAAUUUUGUAUUAUAAAUAAGCAUAGUUCAUUCGGCUUCGAGUUUGUAUCUUUGGAUGUAAUAGCAGAGCAGGCCGCUUUGUCUUUGUUUGGUGGAGUAUACAAGAUCAGCUUUGGAUCCAUAUAGUUGCUGGGGGGUUUAGAGGUCAUAAUGGAAAAUGGUUUUUCAGCACCAGGUACCAUUUUGGGUGCUCUGCCUAAUUCAGCUAUGGAACUGGACCUCUUCGAUGAACUUUUUCAAGAUAGAUGCUGGUUGGAAGCAACUGAGGGACUUGAACUCCUUCUUCAAAGUCCCUCCAGUUCUGGUUCAGUCUUAGGCCCUUCAUUUGUAUGGCCUGCUUUUGAGGCUCGUGACAAUUUGAGCCUGAACCCAUCUCAAACGGGCAAUCUAGAUGAGGCACAAAGACCAUUGCCUGAUGAAAGUCAGGAAAGAAGUCUAGUCAAUGCUGUAUCUCUUGGACAGAAUACGGUUGAUGUUGUUGCUGGGUGUUUUAGUGAAUCAGAAAAUAUUGUGAUUAAAGGUCCUAAACUAGGUAGAAGGCUGUGGAUUGCACCCAACAUGAAUCAAGGUCUCACAUAUUGUGUAGAAGAGAGACUAAUGAAGGCAAUUGAAUACGUUAGAGAAUUCACAAGAGGUAAAGAUGUUCUUAUACAGGUAUGGGUGCCUGUGAAUAGAGACGGUAGACGUGUUCUAACAACUAGUAAUCAACCUUUUGCAUUUGGUUCCAGUAAUCCAAGCCUUGCAAGUUACCGAGACAUCUCUGCGGAUUUUCAUUUUGCAGCUGAGGAGGAUUCGAAGGAGGUGGUGGGAUUGCUCAGUCGUGUUUUCUUGGGUAAGGUUCCUGAGUGGACGCCUGACGUUCGAUUCUUUACAAAGAAUGAGUACUUAAGAGUUGUUCAUGCUCAACUGUAUGAUAUCCGUGGAACUCUUGCCCUUCCAAUCUUUGAACAUGGUAGCAGUAAUUGCGUGGGUGUUAUUGAGGUUGUGAUGACUGCCCAGCAGACCAAGUAUGGCCCUGAGCUUGAAAGUGUUUGCAAGGCACUUGAGGCUGUUGAUCUUAGGAGUUCUGUUGCUUUGAGCACCGAGAAUCUAAAGGCAUGCCCCAAGUCCUACCAAGCUGCAUUACCUGAGAUUCAAGAGGUUUUGAGAUUCGCCUGCAAGACACAUAAACUGCCCUUAGCUCAAACUUGGGUUCCAUGCAUUCAACAAGGUAAAGUGGGGUGCCGGCACUCCAAUGAGAACUACAUUUAUUGUGUUUCCACUGUGGAUCAUGCUUGCAUAGUAGCUGAUCCCAAUAUGCAGGAAUUUCACGAGGCUUGCUCUGAGCAUCACUUGUUAAAAGGUGAAGGCAUUGUUGGGGAAGCAUUUAAGACCAAUCAACCACGCUUCUCAAGUGACAUAACAUCCCUAAGCAAGACAGAGUACCCUUUGUCUCACCAUGCAAGGUUGUUUGGGUUGCAUGCUGCUGUUGCAAUACACCUGCGAAGCAUCCACACUGGUACAGAUGACUUUGUCCUGGAGUUCUUCUUGCCCACAGAUUGCAGGGAUCUUGAAGAACAAAAGAACAUGCUUAAUUCAUUGUCCCGUAUCAUACAGCAGGUUUGCCGGAGCUUACGAGUAGUAACAGACAAGGAGCUAGAGGAGGAUACUAAUUUGCCAGUUAAUGGGACUGAGAAACUUAGUAGAGAAGAGAUAUUAAAAGAGAAGUGCUCUGAGUUUUGCCAAUCUCAUCAAGAUUCCAACUUAAAAGUAAAUGUUGAUUGUGGUGAAGAGUGUUCUAUGCAUGGUGAGGGUAACUUCCCAAGUGUGGGUAAGGCUAAAACAGGAGAGAAAAGACGCACCAAGGCAGAGAAAUUGAUCCCUUUGGAAGUCCUUCAGCAAUAUUUUGCUGGCAGUCUAAAAGAUGCCUCAAAGAGUAUUGGAGUUUGCCCAACGACUUUGAAAAGAAUAUGCCGACAGCAUGGGAUUAACCGUUGGCCUUCUAGGAAAAUUAAGAAGGUUGGUCACUCCUUAAAGAAACUCCAGCUUGUAAUCGACUCAGUUGAGGGUGCAUCUGGUGCUUUACAAAUAGAUUCCUUCUAUACAAAGUUCCCAAAGCUAGCCUCUCCAAAUUUAUCAGGAACCAACCCAUUUUCAGCUUCAAAGCUCAGCGAUCAUCCACAGCCCAUUUUGCAGCCUGAAGGAGGCAUUUUCAGUCCUCAAACUGCUGCAUCAAAAUCACCCUACUCUUCAUGCAGUCAGAGUUCUAGUUCAAGUCAAGCUCCCACUGGGAACGUUGUUGGAUGCGAAGAUCCUAUAGUUGGAGAAAACUUUAGUGAUAGUGCACUACAGAGGAUCACAAGUGAAGCAGAACUGCAUGCCUCAAGUCAGGCACCAAAGCUGCAGCCAAAACUUGAGAGUCUUGUAUCUUUUAAUGAGCACCCUAGUGCCGAGAAUUUUCCACCUUUACAGAAAUUAAAAGUCACAUAUGGGGAUGAGAAAAUCCGUUUACGAAUGAAAAACAAUUGGGGAUACAAAGAUUUACUGCUAGAAAUUGCCAGUCGAUUUAAUAUAGAUGACAUAAUUAGGUUUGAUGUCAAGUACUUGGAUGAUGAAUCUGAGUGGGUCUUAUUAACAUGUGAUGAUGAUUUGGAGGAGUGUAUUGAUACAUGUCGAUCAUCACAGAGCGACACUAUCAAACUCGCCCUCCAAGUUUCUCGUCAUCAUGUUGGAAGGUCUUUAGGAAGCAAUGACACUUCUUGAUUGUAAGAUGGUCUUAAAGCAAAUCAAUAAGGUCUUUAGAAGUUCAAGUUCAAAAUGGUUGCAAUCCUGCCAUUACUUCUUGGUUUGUGUUUGUUAGAUAUAUUAGGACCCUUGGGUUCAAAUCUGUUGUAAAGCUCAUUUUUGUAAGAUGCUUGAUUUGA